UCAUCAUUAGCAUUGGAAGAUUUAUUUUAUUUUUCUGCGGGAAGUGAUUUCCCUCGCGGCUGGGAACCCCAGCAACCUGGGCGCUCGCUUGCCCUGCCGCCGCUACUACCCUCCGCACCCCCGUUUGUUGCUGGCUCGCCCCCUCCCACCCCUGCAGAGGCUGCGCUGCUGCUGCCGCCGGGGCGGAGGGCGGGAGGUGGCGGGCUCUCACCCGGGCUGAGCCAUGCCGGGGGGCGGCCGUGGUUGCCAGAAUCAGGAAUGGGGCGAGACGUCGCUGAGGAUCCCCACAUCUUUCCACCGGGGGCCCAGGAGGCAGAGGAAUCGCCGCCGCCGCCGCCGCUACUGCUGCUGAAAGACAACGGGCGAUGGGAUGAAGAUGAGACGCCACAAGCUCUUUUUGACUCUGUGCAUGGCUGGUCUCUGCCUCAUCUCCUUCCUUCAUUUCUUGAAGGCCCUGUCCUAUGUCACAUUCCCCAGGGAGCUGGCAUCACUUAGCCCCAACCUUGUGUCUAACUUAUUCUGGAACAAUGUACCGGUCACACCUCAGGCUAGCCCUGACUCUGAGGGUCCAGAAAUUCUGCGUACCCCACUAUAUUCCCACUCACCACUGCUUCAGCCUCUUUCCCCAAGCAAAGCUGGUGAGGAGCUACACAAAGCUGAGUUUGUGCUGCCUGAAGACACCACAGAAUACUUUGUACGCACCAAAGCUGGUGGUGUCUGCUUCAAGCCAGGGACUAAGAUAUUGGAAAAGCCACUAGCAGGACGCCUAGAGGAGAAGAUAGAGGGAGUUAUAUCCGGGCGCACGGGCCGUAAACCUUUGAGUGCCACUGGGACAAAACGACGUAAAUGGGUGGAGUGCAUGUGCCUGACAGGUUGGCAUGGACCCAGCUGUGGUGUUCCCACUGUGGUUCAGUAUUCAAAUCUCCCCACAAAAGACCGUCUGGCACCACGGGAGGUUCCCAGGAGAGUCAUUAAUGCCAUCAAUGUGAAUCAUGAAUUUGACCUCUUGGAUGUACGUUUUCAUGAGCUAGGUGAUGUGGUGGAUGCCUUUGUGGUUUGUGAAUCAAACUUCACAGCAUAUGGUGAACCACGUCCUCUCAAGUUCCGUGAGAUGCUACUCAAUGGCUCCUUUGAUUACAUCCGGCACAAAGUGCUCUACGUCUUCCUGGAUCACUUCCCCCCUGGUGGCCGCCAGGAUGGCUGGAUUGCUGAUGAUUACCUGCGUACCUUCCUAACUCGAGAUGGCAUCUCUCGCCUCCGCAAUUUGCGGCCAGAUGAUGUUUUCAUAAUUGAUGAUGCAGAUGAAAUCCCAGCCCGUGAUGGUGUCCUUUUCCUCAAACUCUAUGAUGGCUGGACAGAGCCUUUUGCUUUCCAUAUGCGGAAAUCUCUCUAUGGAUUUUUCUGGAAGCAGCCUGGCACUCUAGAAGUGGUUUCUGGUUGUACAGUUGGAAUGCUCCAGGCUGUUUAUGCCACCGAUGGAAUUCGCCUACGCCGGAGAGAAUAUUAUACCAUGCCAGGCUUUCGGCAGUAUGAAAACAGCACAGGUCAUAUCCUAGUACAGUGGUCAUUGGGCAGUCCACUCCACUUUGCUGGCUGGCAUUGUUCUUGGUGUUUUACACCUGAAGGAAUUUAUUUUAAACUGGUUUCAGCUCAGAAUGGAGACUUUCCCCGUUGGGGUGACUAUGAGGACAAACGAGACCUUAACUAUAUUCGAGAGUUAAUUCGGACUGGUGGGUGGUUUGAUGGUACCACCCAGGAGUAUCCACCUGCAGACCCCAAAGAACAAAUGUAUGCCCCCAAAUAUCUUUUGAAGAAUUAUCAACGGUUUUGUUACUUGUUGGAAAAUCCCUAUCAGAAGGCAAAGGGAACAGGGUGAGGGGAGUGGGCUUGCAUGAGAAAACACAAUCUUUUUUGGGAAAAAGGGAAAGUCAGACUGUGUCUUUUGUUUUUUCCUCUGCCCCAUUCUGCUGGGAUUUGUACAUUCUCUCUACCCUGUCAGUCCCACUGCAGACAAGAGAUUUAGGAUAUGUGUGUAUGGAAAGGGACUCCUAGGAACAUUCCUGUCCCCAGGAACUAGCUUUUUGUAGGAUUGAAGAAAAAUCUGAUGCAGGAAGCAUCCAUAAGUCUUGGGAACUGGGGAGCAUGCAGUGGAUGUGUGAAGGUAUGAAUGUGCCAAAGCCUCUACAACCUUUGUAGUAUAGCUAAGGAUAACAUUCAAUUCCAUUUUUAAAACCCAGUUUCUCCUAAGUACUUUGGCAUCAAUGGCUGUUCUGCUUUCCUAAUAUAUGGCCACCAAGAGAGAUUUUGUCAGUGAAAAUGGACAUUGAACUCAUCUAGGAUCUUUAUAUUUUGCCAUGUGCAUCUGUUAUAUGAGGAUAUAAAGAUGGAAGCACACACAAACUGGAAGCAUAGUAGCACCAAAGAAUUCUGCUUUCCAUCUUAUGAUUAUGGACAUUCAGGGAAACUUUACAAACUGGCAGGGUAUGAAGGUUGAAAAGCUGUCUGAUUUUGGAUAUAUUUUGGAUAGUUAGCCUUUAAUAUAAGAAUAAGAUGACAGCACAACCUGUAGCCCACAGAUUUGAAAAGAGUAUAGCUAUCACAGAUACACUUCCCUCUUCUUUAGCAACACAAUGUGAUGUUUACAUUUUCAACUAAAACAGGGUGUGUCUAAUGCUUCAGAGGAAAGGAGAGGUCAGCUCCAGUGCCCGUCUUUCUACUUCUGAAACAGAAGAAGUGCAAAGGUACUUGGCUCUAUGAUGCCAUUGUUUUGAGGAUAAGAUAAUAUUGUUGCUAUACCAAUACCAAUCAUUUGGUUUGCAAAGGCAGAGACGGGAAUGGAGGGUAUUUAUCUGAUGGAAAUGAAAUGAGAAGCCAACAAUUAUAACCUGGAUGCCAAGCAUUUCUGUGGUCAAUUUUUUUUGCAGCUUUCAAUGAAGUAUAUCAUUGCCCCACUCCCAAUCACUUAUGCAUCUAUGGCCCUAAAUCAGGAUGAGAAACAGGUCAAGGCUUACAUUCUGCUAGCUGCUAGGAAAACAUAUGAAGCAAUGAGGAGGAGUUCAAAAAGAGCUUCUUUGUCAUAAUGUGUUAUUCUGGCAUGCACCAUUUUCCUUGUUUGAUCCAUCCAGCAUUUCACGCUCUUCUGCCUUUACAACAUUGAAGUCUUGCCAUUCUAGAGACUGCAAGCCAUGUUGUAUGUGAUUUGUCUUUUGCACAUUUUGCCUGUGCAGUAUACUCUGCCAGUUCAUCCUCUGACUUUUUUUUUAAUGUGGUGAAUAUCUAAAUACAGACUCUUUUUCAAUAGCAAAGUUUCAGGAAAGAGGAUUUGAGCAGGGAGAAGAUGAGUAGGAUUUUUUGGUUUGUGUUUCAAGGGUGGCUCCCUUACCAGCAAAGUAAUAUUCUGUUGCUUGAGUGAAUUUAUCAAGAGUUAUAAAAGAAAUCAUAAGUACAAAAGAGCCCUGAGCUUGCUUAAAAUCUGUCUUAUUACCAAGAAGAGAUCUGUACUACUUUUUAUCUUGUGAUCAGCAUAAGAAUGAAGCCAAUAUUAAAUUACGUUAAACUUUCCCUCUAUAGAUAUUGUUACUUUGGUCUGUCAUAAAAUUAAACUGAGCAGAGAAGAUACAUAUGCCUUACAUUGUGAGAAAGAUUUAUCAUGUCAAAGGAGAACAGACAUGUGGCUAUGCUAAAGCAAAUGUGUAGCAAUAGCAAAAGAACCACUAUUGAGGAACUGAAGGUAGCAAAACACCAAGUUUUCUUAUGCUUCUUCACUACAGAUACAGGAACUGUUUUGUCUUCACCCUUGGGAUGAAAGGAGAAUCUAGGCCACAACUCCAUUGCUCUCUAGUUCUAAUUAAACUUCAACCACCAGGAGGUCUAUCCACACACUCAGUUGUUAGAAGUGAUAGGAGUUGAUAUCCAAUAUCAGAAAGAUUGCAAGUUGUCUACUUUAGUUUAGGGCCAACUCUUUCCACUGCUUUUUUUUUUCCUAAAUAUGUUGGACUUCACAUUUGGAAAGCUGAGGAAGGCUAUUCUAGAGGCCAUAGUUUUCAAUGCUUAUAAUUCCAUUAAAAGUAGUAAUUGGGAGAUGCUUCUUCAGUAUUGAUAGGGACAAAGCAAAUGGAGGAGGUGCUUCCAAACUACUAUAACAGGGAAAAAACUGCACUUUUAUACUCAGUGAGACAUGAACUGGGAGGUUGAAGCAUAUCUGGCCAUUGGGUUCAAGUCAAUCAACUUUACUUUAAAAGAGAUGUUUUUCUAUAAUAUUUCUGUGGAGUUUCCUAAAAGAAUGCACCCUUCCGUUCAGCUCAGUCAAUACUGAUUGUGAUACACAUAUAAUUUAUCAUCUACAUUUUGUAUGCGCGACUGUGAAUGACUUUUACAAUGAAUGCCCAUGAAUUCUUAAUUCACUGAUUAGCACAAAUUUUUGGUUCUACCUGUCAUCAAAAUGCAGACAAAAUGUUUCUGAAUUCUUUUAUCUUUCUACAAGUUUUUUUUACCACCUUUUUCUUUCCCAUAUCUGUUUUUCUCCCUUUAUUUUCUUUCCCUUCCACUGUUGUUUCCAAGGAACAGAUCCCAUUCUAAAUGGAUAAGUUAGCACUAAAAUCCUCUGGGAAGCUGAAAGGACUCUUUGUUCUGGUCUCCUCUAAUUGCACCAAAGUGAAACUUGAAACUGACCUCUAAUGGGAGAGAAAGGGAGACUUUAUGGUAAAACCUUUGCUUUAAUAAUAGUAACAACAAACUUUUGCACAGGGUAGCCUGAAACACUUCUACUAUAUGAACCAUCUAUUUAUUUAUUAUAUAGCUACUAGCAUUCAGUUUCAUAGAACAGACUGAAGGAACUUUGCACUAAUAACAAUCGUUUGAGCAUCUGUUGUGGGGUUAGGUAUAGGAGACUUAGUUUUGGGAAAUGGCUAUUUUCUUUCUUUUUUCCUUCUCAGCCAUCAUGAAUAACUGGAGCUAAUAGGAUAAUGCCUCCUAAUGGUUGUUGAUCAAAAAUAUGUAUUUUCUUUACAGCCUUUACCCUCACUCAAUUCUACUCUACUGUUCCAAACAAAUCUUUGGAAGAGUUUAAGCAUAAUUGCCACAGUCCAUAACAGCCGUACUGAGUGGUUGAUAAGUGGUGCCUACUUUGCAGUCUGCUUUUGGACCUUAGCUUCUCAUUUGCAUAGUGUUCAGAGAAUGCCUUACUCCUACAAUGUUCUACUCCUUUUUCAAACUUACAGCCUGAUAAAACCAGGGUGUAAUAUUCAUCCUAGGCUAUGCCUCUCUUUAAUUGCAGGGGGUGUGUGAUUCUGUGACCUUCUUUAGAAAACAUAAAUUUCUCUCAAUAUAGAGAAGUACAUAAGGAGAGAGAAGACUUUUAUCUUAUUAGCUUCUAUGAUGUGCUAAUUUUGUGUCUGCAGUUGGAGUGUGCUUUUUCUUGUACUCCAUUUUCUCAGCUUACCAUAGCAGAGGUCACGAACGGUUCUAUUAUUUACUUCUUAUACCAACUAGGCUAAUCAUGGCUUUAAUUUAUUCUUAUCUUAUAAUCUUUUAAUCUCUUAUACAAUACAGGCAGCAACUUAGGAGACUUCUAGAAUUAUGCUAUCACCUUUGUCCAUUUGUUCUAAUUCUCAUUUUUUAAUGUUCACUACAACUCUGGCACAUCUUAUUUUUGCUUUCCACAACCUGCUCUUAGAAUGGCAGUCAAAUCCGCUUAAGCAAAGUCUGUGGUGGCUGAAUAUUAAUGCAAUUGCUGUCUCAAUAUCUAGGAAAAUACCAGGUUAAGAAAAGCUUUUUUAGUUAAGUAAGAUAUCUGGCAUUAACUAAAGGAUUGUAUAUGUUCAUCCUUUGAUUUUCUGUGGGGUUCUUUUCUUACUUUCCCUCUUUGUCCUACUAUAUAUCUUCUUAUUAUCUUCCAAUAUCUGUAUUACAAAAACAGGAAGCUCAUUUUAUUUUCUUUAACAGGCAUACUGUUCAAGGAGAUUCUGAAUCAUUCAAACGUGUUAUAAUUUUUUUAAAAUUGCAGCUGAACAGACCUUGAAACUGAAUUGAUAUUUCUAUUGAUUGAUUGCUUGCUCCUGGCCAAUCUUUUUUUACCCUCAGUUUCAGAAGUGAUGGCUGCCUGACCUAUACUCACAUUCUGGCAUAGAUUGUAAGGGACAAGAUAUUAUGUCUGGUAAGUCCAUUAAAAGCUAGCUGCUUUAAUAAAAGAAGGGAUUGCUCUUGCCUUCAUUUAUGUCUACUUCCAAGGUGCUUUUCCACCUUAGAGAAACUUUAAAAGGGAAAAUAUGUUGCUGGUAAGUCUAGUUGUGUGGGUAUAGGAGGAAAUAGAGGCCUUAAUAGCAGUACAGUAUUAGGACAUAGAGGUCAUUGUGUUAUACCAUCAUUGAGGUUACUAGGCUUGGUACAUCAGCUUAAAAAGAAAGUUUGGCAACAAGGAUGCACCACUGUCCUGUAUAAUUACCACAGAGAGAAGUCCUGAAAAUAGGACUUCUGUUUCUCAAGGAAAGGAUGUGGGAUAUCUUAUACUAGCAAACUGAAAUAGCUUUUGUGGCCCACGUUGGCUAAGGUUUAUGUGGGACUCGCCAAAUAUGUAGAAGUCCUCUACAGUCUAAUUUAUAAUACCUAUAUUAAUAAUUUUGUAAGGGUAAAUCAGUGUGUACAUACUGAAAUCAUUUUCUCUGUAAAUGGUUGGAUUUCAUUUCACCCUUAAAGGGAUGUUUAAAGGAAAAAAUAAAACAAAUUACACAAUGAAAGGGAACCUGGGAUGUGUGCUUGUUUUUAUUUCAAACUGGAACAGGAAGACAGACGCUCAAGGAAGAGGGCAGGAGAGUCUGCUUCUUUCAGCUCUGAAUAAACACACAUACAUAUAUGGAAAAGUAUGCAGUGUUAAAAUAUUUGUGUUCUUUUUAAUGCAGUAUGUAACCACUUUU
Pseudonaja textilis is the source of this 6911-nucleotide messenger RNA. RefSeq names its product beta-1,4-mannosyl-glycoprotein 4-beta-N-acetylglucosaminyltransferase (gene MGAT3). The record is from RefSeq and is a predicted model, not a curated record. Gene Ontology annotation, biological process: N-acetylglucosamine metabolic process. NCBI's taxonomy places the organism in Eukaryota, Metazoa, Chordata, Lepidosauria, Squamata, Elapidae. Gene Ontology annotation, cellular component: membrane. Gene Ontology annotation, molecular function: beta-1,4-mannosylglycoprotein 4-beta-N-acetylglucosaminyltransferase activity.